Molecule: messenger RNA, 10089 nt
Organism: Protobothrops mucrosquamatus (brown spotted pit viper)
Lineage: Eukaryota; Metazoa; Chordata; Lepidosauria; Squamata; Viperidae
Gene: ZNF469
Product: zinc finger protein 469
Exons: 6
Coding region: 1-10089 (3362 amino acids)
Source: RefSeq, a predicted model, not a curated record
AUGGGAGAAACCCAGCAUGCUUAUGCCACCCGUGAUGUUGAGACUGGUGCCCAGGACAACGUUCUCAGCUUCGAGCCGUUCAGCAAGAAAGAUCCGGGUGAAGUUGAAAGCAGGCUGCCCGACAGCUCCAAGUCAGAAGGUCAGAGUGGGAGCCAUAAUGGGACUGACUUGGUCAGCAACAAGGAGAAGGAGCCUCACAGUCAACGGGAAGCUGUGAUCCGCCCCCAGAAAGCAGGCAAAAUAGACUUCAAGUCCCUCAGCAACCGCCCCAGAUUUCCUGGGGCCGGCCCGUGGGGUGCUGCCAAAGGGAACCCCCUGUCUCCCCCUGGAAGGAGCCGGGCAAGAGAUAGGAGCAGCAGGCGGGCAGGGAGGAGCGAGCGGGGCCAUCAGCAACUCUACCGGCUCACCAUCAGCAAUGCCAGGCCCAACCCCACCAUUGGUAUUGCUUAUCCCCAGCAGAAAAUCACACCACCCAAAAAGGUUGAAGCUGACCGAGGACCGGUCUUGGGGAGCUACAGGUUCCACGUGCCCAGCCUCCCCGAAAGAGAUCUGAAGCUCCCUGAAGAAGAGCUGAGCUUUGCCUGCUGUUUUUCAGAGGCUCCCACCAGCCACAUCUCCAGCAACUAUACCUCACAAGCCACCACUGCAUGUCCAAACCAUGGGCAGCUCCCUUACCUGGAGUUCCAAGCGAAUGGAAGUAACUUGUGGCCUUCACCAGAGAAAGGCUACCCUGGUGCUAAUAAUGGACUCCCGAAGCCGAGCCCGCAUUGCUUAGGACCUCUGUCCUUCCAGUACCCCUUCUCCCCCUUACCUAGCUCGGCCUCAGAUCCAUUCCAAGGUGAGGCUGACCCCCAAGACUAUGUUGACAACAUCUCGUUGGCCACCAGUCAGGCUUCUCAUGGUGCUUUUGCCUUCCAUUCUUCCUCCCGGGACUGGAAGGAGGAGGUUCUUGGCAACGGCUCCUAUGACAAUGUGGAGAGCAGGACGUACGGGCUGACUCCUCCCCCUGCUCCAUUCCACCUGCCACAGACGCCGGGACACUUGCCGUGCUACAAAGGAAGGAAUGGACCUUCCACUGACCACAACGGUGCUAUCUCUCCUUCUGGUGCUAUUGACCAAGUUCCAAGCACUUUCCAAGAAAACCAAGCUGUUUUCCCACCCAGUUUACAUGCCUCGAGUACGCCAAAGGCCGUGGGUAAGAGGCAUUCGUCUUUGUCGAAAGACGGCGUAGCUAGUCAAAGGAUACUGGAUGUAGGCAGCUCUCUACGAAGGAACGGGCUACCAGUUACUCUCCCGCAAGUGCACUUUCAAAACAAGGCUUUCAACGAAGCGUCCAGCUUGGUGCCUUUUGAGAAGAGCCUUUCCAGCAGCGUUCAGGCCCACCCCCGGCUCCUGCAGGCCUGGGAGGGAGGCAAAAAGACUUAUUCCCCCAUGGAGCCAAGCUCAGCGGGGUGUCCCAGUCCAGAGGGCAGCCAGAUCUCCUUUGGGUACCAUUCGGGUCUUGGCAAAAAGGCCUGGCAGCAUCUGCCUCUCACCUGUGGGGUGCCUGGCCAGAAUAGACUCGAGCUGUCCAGAAAGUUGGCCAGCCAGAAGCCUCUUUUCCCCCUCAGCACCUCAGAGUGGGAGGGAAGCAAGAAACUGCCCCAAAGCCCCACCAGCUAUCCCAGUAAAGCUCUGGUGGCCGAGGACCUGUCCCCUCAGAGCUGUAGCUCAGCCAGCAGCAUCUGUUUCGAAGGUUCAACAGAUGUGGAGAUGUCCAAGAGCACGACUUUCUUCCUCAGCGUAAGCCCAGCACGGCCUCCCAUCCCCUCUCACCACCCACCCAGUCCCAGUUUAGGAUUGCCACCAUCUACCUUAACUCCAUCCCCAAAGGGGUCUCCUCUCCCGUCCCCCACCCCCAACCUCAACAGCAGCUGUUCCUCUCCCUCCCUCACAUCCAGCAGCCCUCCAGGCCACAGCUUUGAAGAUGAAGCUGCCUUGGCUGCCUCCACCUUCUUCCACCACCAAGGCCACCACCCAAAGGAUGGCAGUAAACCCUUCCAGGCCUCAGAGCUGCUGGGGGCCAGCUCAGUCCCCUACCAGAUGGCCAGCCCCAUCAAGGCCUUUCACCAGGAACUCCUCUAUAAAGGUGUCUCCGUGGACAGCCAUUUCCCAAAAUCCAAUGUGGAGGCUUCCAAAAGGUUCCCAGAGGGUUUUGAGAGUGAACUGCCUCCACCACCUUACCCAUAUUCCUCCUCCCGUCACUUCCUGGCCAGCUCACUGAGCAGCACAAGUCUUGACCAGCUGGAUGUUUUCCUGACUUGCAAGCAGUGUGAUCAGAACUUCAGCAACCUUUCCUCUUUCUUGGAGCACCGUCAGUUCUGUGGCUCUCACGUGGUCCUCCAGGGUCAGGCCAAGGACUCUUCCCGAGGAGCAGAAGUCAAGAAGCAACAUCAUGCCUCUCCUGAGUCUGCAAAGCACACCCAGACUAGUCUGGGGGUGCUCCUUCCUCCAGAUCCUCAUUUGCAACUGCUUGCUUUGAACAAGACUAUGGACUUCCUGGUGGACAUAGAGGGUAAAGGUGAAUCCAGAGAUGAUCCUCUGAAACUGAACCAGCUCAAUGGCUUUCCCGGAAGCUUCUUGCCACUCAACACUUCUGACUUGGAGAUCGAUGAUGCUAAGCUAGACAGUUUGAUCACUGAAGCUCUGAAUGGACUGGGAUACCAGUCGGAUAACCCUGAGAUUGACAGCAGCUUCAUAGAUGUGUUUGCUGAUGAAGACCUGGUAUCUGUGAAGGCCACUAAUGCUGGUGGGACACCUUUCAAAGCAAAAGAGAACUUGACUUUAGGGAAGAAAGCCAAACAUGUAGGCAUGGAUGAAAGCGUGAAAAUGCUCAACUGCUGUGACAACCAUCCUAGUGGGGAGCUGGCCAAAAGUAGAACAUCAAAGCAACCUACAGAGAGAGGAACAAACUGGCUUUCAGACUUUGGAGAAGAAAGACAUGAAACAUUCAAGAGCAGAGAAUUGCCUCUAAAUAAAGCCCUGGAGCCAACAAUAUUUGGGGCAGCAGAAGAUGACACAAGUGCCCAACAGAAAGCAGGGAAGAAGAACAGCCGUGGUCCUUUGCUGCCUAUGAAGCAGGGGAGCCAAACUAUGUCAGAUUUGAGGCUGACCAAGAACCUUCCCUGUGCUUCUCCAAGAAGUGAACUCAAGCCUGAUGGAACUCACAGCUUGGCAGAAAGUACCACGCUGUCCAAGAAAGAUGUCAAGAAGAGGAAGCUGCGGAGUGGCAGUUGGAGCAAGGAGCUUAUCCAUAAAAUUGUCCAGCAAAAAAACAAAUUCCAUAAAUUGCACAGCCAGAAUAGCAAAGCGGUGUCACUUUCCUUGCUCACCAACCGGUUACUUCCAGAAACAAAGGACAAUAAAUUUUGUGAGUAUGAAUACAUGUCAGAAUCAGAUGAAGAGAGGGUGGAAUACGCCAAGCGACACUGCAGGAGAAAGCUGGGCUCCAGAUUCAGCGGACGGCUCAGAAGCAGUUUGAACAGAAGGAACCAAGGAAGAGGAGGAAGGGAGAAGGGGACGGAGCCAAUAUGGAGGUAUGGUCCCAGAAGAGGACAGGAGGAACCCAAAAGACUUGCAAACAAGGAGCUGGAAAGGACAGAUGGUCCUGUAGCAAGAGUGAGGAGGAGAAGCAGUCGGUCCUCCACAAGCAGUUGCCAGAGUCUGAGCAUGUCCAGUGAGACCAGCAACAGCCCCCAGAGCACUGAGAGGGGGGAUUCAGACACUGAAAAAGAAACUGAACAGAGGAAACAGUUCCUGCAAAUUUCCAGAUGUGUUGGACCACUUAAUGUUCCUGAGAAUGAAACCAUAAGAAGAAGCCACAGUAUAGGCUCCGACUUUCCUGGAACGCCAAGUACGGUUGACCCACCUCAAACUCAGCCAGUAGAUAACCAGAAAUUUCAGACAGACAAUCCAAGCAUUCCCCAGGACACUGCCCUGAAUCAAGAUGAAGGUGUGCUACAGAGCAGAGAAAAGCCACAUCACCCUGAGGCCACAGCUGGAAAAGGUCCCACCGUGGUUCUUUCUCCUGAAGGUUCUGACCAGUACCAUGGAGCCUUCUGUUGUGACAUUGAAAAGCCAAGGAUGAUGCCAAAAGAUGCAGAUGGGGCAGGAGGCCAUCACUGCCCCCGAUACGCUGCUAAUAAAGGAGGGAUCUUGAAAAACCCAGUGGAAGAACUCACUGGUUCUCCUUCUGUAGGCAAACACAGCAUUCCCAAUGAAAAGAGCACCAGCUAUGAACAAGUGGACCUCAAGGACCUGAAGAACCAGCAGGAACUCAUUAUGCCAAUCAGCUGCUUCAGUGACAAUCCUGGGAGCAGAGAGAUCCCUGGGAAAGGUGUCAACACAUUUCUGGAUGCUGCCAAUGCAUUUUAUGACUGCAAAGAAUUAUCCCACAGCUACGAGACACCAAGUCUGUUCUUGGGGCCUGCAGCCAUGGAACCUUCCCCUAACGAAAAUGCGUACUUGUGUCAGGGAGACUUUGAUGUGCCCUCGUUCAAAGAGAAGCAUGAUGGCAUCCUGGCCUGUGAAUCAGAUAAUGCCCAAAGUAAGGUCCCCUCACCGCUUAAUUUUGAUUCAUCGUCAGUAUUUUUAGAAUUCCCUAUAGCUGAGUUUGAUGCCAACUUAUAUGACAGUGUGGCUUCAAGCAAGAAUAAUUACAUCCCCUUUGAGUGUGCCAAUCAUCAGCUUAGCAAGAUAAUCCCCUUUGACCAGCAAUAUUCGUCUUUUCUGCCAGAAAAGGACUGGACUCUGAUGGAGGAUGUGUCUCCCAUUUUGACAGAAGAUACGCCCCAAAUUCCUAGACUGUCUGUUGAAAAACCAACAGCAAAGAGGCACUCCAGUGAAAUCAACCUGUUGUCUCUAUCCAACCAGCUUUCUGAUUAUAAUGUGCCUUUCAUGAGUGGUCUAUCAGAGGAUGAGUUGGAGAUUAAAAGGUUGGUCACUGAGCUUGAAAGCCAGUUGCAAGCCAACAAACUUACUCUGCAGGCAUCUGAGGAAGACCAGGCUUCAGUAAAUCACAUCAGCAUGGAAGCAAAAGAAUCAACUUGUGAGCUUUUGUCUUUAAGACUGAACCAGGAACAAGAUGGCAAAGGAUUAUUUCUACUGGAGGCUGAGUAUGAGAAUGCAAAGCUUCUUUCCACAGAGCCAUUCAGCUGUGAAAAUAUAGCAAAUGAGAAAACACCCCUUCCAGCUUUGGACACCAAGUAUGGAAGUCCCAACGACCCUUGGCCAUGUGCAGGGUCAUUCAGCCUGUUACGGUCAGCCCCAGAUUUGAUUCUAGUUGGUCCUUUUAGCCCCCAAGGGCACCAAGACAAAAUUGCUGAAAAUCUGAAGGAUAUUGAAAUCUCUGCUGAAGCUGACUUUGGGGAAAUAAAAAAUGCAUCUACUAGAAUCCUGCCAGAUUCAUGCCUUGAAGAGGUAUCAAGCAGCUCCAGAGCUCCAGACUAUCCUGAAGAGGUUAUACAAAGUCCUGAUUCAAUCUUUCCCCGGUCUCUGGAGGACAGUGAUUUAAAUUCACAUGAGAAUUUGCCACUGAGACCAGAUGUGUUCCCAAAGCUACUCUCAGAGGAGAAAACAUGUGAUAGCCCCACUGAGUUAGAAUCCUAUGGCCAUGAAUUUCCACAGUUAGAUCCGGAAUUUGACUUGCAAGACACUCUAGAAUCAGAUGAAAAUUUGUCUUCUAGUGCACAAAACAAAAAUCCAGAAACUCAUCCACCCGACAAACUAGAAACUACAACUCUCUUCCAGAAUAAUGAAGAUGAGCAUCUAGGUAAUAAUGAGGAGACUGGAAGUCAAACAGUUUGCCAGACUUUAAUGCUAGAUGCCAAAGCUGACAUUGGAGACAACCCACAUUUUGAUACGUUGACUUUUUCCAAGGAGGUGGAUGGAGAAGUUGUGUUCAAGUCCACCACCCAAGAGAAAGCAGGUAACCCUCUGCAGCAGCUGCAGUUGUUUGUGGCCAGGACAGUUAAAAACAAUGAGGAAGAGUUGGUGAGUUCAUCACUCCCAGCUCAGCAUCCUGUAGCUCACCUGCCCUCAUGUCAGAGCCUUCCUCCAGAGCCAGAAGAGGAGCUUAUGGACCAACAGCAAAAUGAAGAAGUCGCCAGUGGCCCCAUGUUGGGGAACAAGAGAGAGACUCUGUUAAAAAAGACUGAGAAACUAGCUGAGUUUCCAAACAAACUGCUUUCAGAGCCAGAGAAAGAGACAGAGCAUUUUGAUGAAUGGGCCUCAGAUGUCUCCAAAGACUCAGCCCCAUUGAAUCCAGCACAAUGCACUAAUGUUGUCCAGCAGCAGCACUUAAAGGUUGAAUGUCUGGAAGUGAACGGUGGUGCUACGCAAGCAGAUGAUAUCUCCCUGGAGUCCGCUGGUGACACUAGUCAGAUUCCACCAAGGGGAUCCCUAAGUGACCCACAGGAUCUAGAAACUAGAAGCAAUUUGGAGAAUGAAGACUCUGCAUUGAAUGAGAAUGUGAAAAAAUCAUCUGACUGCAUGGAAGAAUCCAUUCCUGAAGACCAAAUCUUAAGAAAUGAUCCUAAGGCUGGACAAUCAAAAGCAAGGAAGAGGAAAGGGUUGCAGUUCACUUGCGAUAUUUGCUCCACUUCUUUUAGAUCCAAAACUGGGUUGAUGAGACACAAAGCUGUGAAACAUCAGAAGAAGGAUAGUGUUGCGUUGCCUGAUGACAAUUCAGCUCCCUUGGAAAAAGCAUUAAAGACAAGCAAAGUGUUCCCCAAGAAAAGCAUAAAGCCCUUCACCCAAGAGAAAUCUAGUAACUCAGAGCUUUCCAAAACUGAGUCUGAGGUCCCUCCAGUUCAUUGUAACACCACUGGCAUCACUAAUGACCACAGUCUGACCACCGUCACAGAAGAACCUGGGGAUGGGCCAGAAGAGCAGAUCCAGGUGUGUUUGCCAUUGCUGCCUCAGCAGUCCUUGACCAACGAAUUGGAAAACACUGUUGAGAAAAUGCCUUCAGCUCAAAGGACAGCUGGACCACCCCUUCCUCAGAAUGCGGGGGGCCAUAGAGAGGAAGGGGAAGAGCUGGGACAAGAGGAGCAUAGCCAGGAGAGAUGGCCAAGUGGAUCUGUGAAAGGAGGUGAGGAUGAACUGAACCAGAAGCCAUCAAAGAAGGGUUUCUCAGAAGAGAUGAACGAGCCCUGGAAGAGGGAAGAGCUGCAGCCACAGAAUGGGGAGUCUGCUGUUGAUCCUGCAGUCAAACCAGAUCUGCCGAGCUUGUUUGAUGAUGACUCCACAUUUUCACAACUUUUCCCCAGAAAUGAUGAGUUUGCCCGUAGAAAAUGCACACGUGUAUAUGGGAAGCGCUCCAAAAAGCCUAAAGCUGUUUCAGAGAUAAUUGCAAAACCAGAAGGCACACCAGAUCCUUUUACGAUCCGCAUGGCUUCUGAUCUUGGUGAAAACAGCUCCUUCUGUGUUACCCGGGAAGAUCCUUGUGAAUAUGACACGAUCUCCGUUGAUGAUGCUUUGAUGCUCAACAUGUGUCAUGGGAGUAAAGCAAUGAGCGGUGAUGUUAAUUCCAGACCUACCAAAGAGACAGCCCAGCAACUGGAUACGGGGCAAAAGGAAGAAGUUAAAGAUUUGAAAAACAGCAGUGUCUUUCUGUGCAAAGAGAGUCCAACUGGGUCUCUUCCAUGCUUUAAAAGCUGGAAUAACCUGGAGAAAGCAACAGAAAAUAAUUCUUCUGAGGGGCCAUUGCAUAACUCAUCCGUGCAGCUUCCUUAUGGGCAUUCAGGAGCAGAAGACAACCCAGAACUUCCUGACCUGAAAGAAAAGUCCUACAGCACUAAGGAAAAAACAUUAUCUGCGUUCCCUACCAUUGACAUGGAGAUGUUGAACAUGAAAUUUGAGACGAGUGAUGUCUGUUUCUGCACCACUGGAGAAGAUCAACUGAGUCCCACAAAGCAUGACGAAGGUACCUUAGGUUUCAAGCGAACUUCACUGUUGCAAGCCAAGCCUGUAAAACGUAAGCUAGAAGAAGGGAAGACGGGGAAAACCCGUAAUGAUUUAAAUCUCAAGAAUAAAGACAAGCAGUAUAAAUGCAAAGUCUGUUUCCAGUGGUUCCUGACUUUAGGGGAACUGGACUUUCACAAGCUCAGUCAUAAUCCCUCCCCUCCACCAACAUGCUACAUGUGUGUCCAGAGGAAAUUCAGCUCAAGGGAACAGCUGAGGGACCACUUAAAGGAGAAACACGCCAAGAACAAGGCUGGCCUCUGGGCCUGUGGGAUGUGCCUGAAGGAAAUCUCUGAUGUCUGGAUGUACAAUGAACACUUGCGAGAACACGCCACUCAGUUUGCCCGCAAAGGCCAGGCUCAGAAGUCGGUCUUGGGCCUUGCUUUCAGUGAAGAGGAUGCUGCUGUCACUCAUUUCCUCAACUCCAUCAUUUGCAGAAAACCCAGCAAGAUUUCCAAGCAGGCUGAAGGAGGGAACGGAGCACCUGCUGGCAGCGAGAUCAAAGGUCCCAAAGAGUUUUCAGGACAAGAGACAGUGGUCCAGAAAGACUUGCCGGAGAUCCCCUUCAGAAUCCGGCCACCCACAGCCUCCCUCAAAGUCCCAGCUGUUCCAUCUCCUGACCCAGCUCCCAAGGUCGAAGGGGCCCAGAAGUCGGUGCCCAUUCAUCCUGAGUGCAAAGACCCCUCUCGAGAUUGCCAUCACUGUGGGAAGCAGUUCCCCAAGCCCUUCAAACUCCAGCGACAUCUCGUGGUCCAUAGCCUGCAGAAGAUCUUCUUGUGCCACAAGUGUCCCAUGUUCUAUCAGGAGACCAAGGAGCUCCGGAGCCACCUUAGCCAAGAGCAUGAAAUAGCUGAAGAAGCCGACAUCAAGCACACCACUCUGUAUGCCUGUGAGCUUUGUGCAGAUGUUAUGCAUGUCAUCAAGAAGUCUUUCAUAUGCAGCACUUGCAACUACACCUUCUCCAAAAAGGAACAGUACGAUAGACACAUGGAGAAGCACCUGGUGGGCAGCAGCAAGACCUUCCGUUUCCGAGGUGUGAUGCGGCCAGGGCCCUUUGCAAAGUAUGGGGAGGAGGGCAUCAAAGAGGAGACCCGUUGGAACAGCAAUCCUGAUCUGAAUGGAACAGCUCCUCAAGAGGCUGUGAACAAGUUACAUUUGCCAGAAACCAGUUUCCCUGAGUUACCUCUCAAGGACAAGACGUCAUUGUCUACCCUAAACCGGUCUGCCAAGGAGGUUCCUUCCAAGAAGGUCAUAGGUGGUCAGGCCAAUGCUGAGGACACCCCUGGCAUCCACUGCUCCCUAGAUGGUGCAGAAGAGGUUCAGAUGUGCCCACUCUUGAGAGACAAAGCUUUCCCAGAAAUGGACACCACUGCUCACCCCAAAGACACCAGCUCCAGUGUUGGCGCGAAAGAGACAGAACUCAGUUUGGUCCGGCCGGUGAGUGGCCAUCUGCAAGGCGAAGGGGCGAGUGCUCAGUCAAAGAACCACCAUUCCGAGCUGAACAAGUUCCCAGAAAGACCGGCUGCGAAUCGGCUGGCCAAUCCUCACCCCAAAAAACCAAAGGAACACAACAAGUCCUCCCAUCGGGGAAGCCCGGCCUCUCGAGAGAACAUUGAAGGAGAUGGCAGCAAAAAACGGAAAGGCCGGGUCCAAGAUUCUGUGAAGGGUGACAGCGUCAAAAAGGCUGACUGGCCCACUACUGAGGCAUUGGCCUUUUCCCCUCGACGGAGGGGCACCCAUGCCAACAAACAGGCCCCUAAACUCAAGGGGUCUGUGACGGACGGCCAGGUUAGAAAGUUGGGGCUUGACCAAGGCUUCCAGAAGAAGGUGGAGAUGGGCCAAGCCAAUGGAGAGUUGAGGCGCAAGAAGGAGAUUUUGGGGAGCAAAGCCCUCUACCCCCUCUUAACCAAAGACCCCUCAGCCUCCCUGCCCAGCUCUCUGAACCGCCGCAGAGCUGUCCAAGGUGCUAAAGUCCCCACUUCCCACAGUUAUAGGACAGCUGAGUCCCAAACUCACCUCCUAAACCAACUAUUUGGGCAGAAAUUAACUAGCUUUAAAAUUCCUUUAAGAAGAGAUACUUCUGAGUAA